Danio aesculapii is the source of this 1350-nucleotide messenger RNA. It is a transcript of the gene foxd5, whose product is annotated as forkhead box D5. Gene Ontology annotation, molecular function: RNA polymerase II cis-regulatory region sequence-specific DNA binding; DNA-binding transcription factor activity, RNA polymerase II-specific. The record is from RefSeq and is a predicted model, not a curated record. The coding region runs from base 321 to 1286 and encodes 321 amino acids. Lineage: Eukaryota; Metazoa; Chordata; Actinopteri; Cypriniformes; Danionidae. The transcript has a single exon. Gene Ontology annotation, biological process: cell differentiation; anatomical structure morphogenesis; regulation of transcription by RNA polymerase II.
UAAAAUGGCUGAUAACAACACAUUUAUUGCGCCAUCUCCUCGUAGCAUAUCAGUGCAGCGCCCAUACAGUGUGCUAAUGGGAUGUUUAGGAUCCGCAUCUCAUAUGGACGGAUUGUUUUGUUUAAACGGGUCAAAUCCCCCCACACCUGCCCGACUGUCCAGAGUCUCCUGUGGUGACUCUCCACUCCCAUUGGUUUGACCCUCGGCGGACCAAAGACUGAAUGCGUGUGGCCCCUCAUAAAUAGCCCUCAUUUCCAUGUGUCCCGCAAACCAACCUCAACCUCCACGAUUCGCGUCCAGCACAUUUAGGGUCUCCAACCAUGACCCUCUCCCAGGAUUACGAUCAAGUGCAGCGCACCCAAAUCUCUCCAGAAGACGAUGAAAUAGACAUUAUUGGAGGAGACCACAGUGACAGCGAGCGCGAGUAUUUCAUGCGGGACCCCACGGAGGUGGACCAUUCAGGGUCCGAGUCCUCCGGGGAGAGCGAGAGCGGCUUCGCCGGCAGCACCGCCGCCCCAAAACAAAACUCCUCCGUCAAGCCUCCGUAUUCCUACAUCGCCCUCAUAACCAUGGCAAUCCUCCAGAGCCCAUUGAAGAAGCUCACCCUCAGCGGCAUCUGCGACUUCAUCAGCAACAAGUUCCCCUACUACAAGGAGAAGUUCCCCGCCUGGCAGAACUCCAUCAGACACAACUUAUCGCUCAACGACUGCUUCAUCAAGAUCCCACGAGAGCCUGGAAACCCUGGGAAGGGUAACUACUGGUCCCUGGACCCUGCAUCUGAGGACAUGUUUGACAAUGGCAGCUUCCUGCGCAGAAGAAAACGAUUCAAGAGGAACCAGCCCGAGUUCACCAAAGACAACCUGGUGCUUUACCAUCCAACGUUGAGUUAUCGGGCAUAUGGGCGACCUUAUUGCGUUUCUGGGGCACUUCCAGCCCAAAAUAAUCCUGUUGGAUAUUUGCCAGUGCCCGAUGGCAUCAUGGUGCCACCUCCAUUUUUUCAAUAUCAAACUCUGAACAUUAAAAUCCACGACGCUCCAGAAAUCCAGCAAAGGCCCGAACACAAAACCCAGAGGUGCUCAUUCAGCAUUGACAGUAUUAUGGCCAAAUCAACGGAGUCUUCCAGCAAAAGCUCUGCUCAUCACCUCACGCCUGACUAUAGUUAUGUAUUUCCCAGGCCGACAUCAUCGUGUGUGGCUCCAAGUUUGGUACCGGUGCCAACAAGGACUCCUCUGCUCAAAACUGUUCCUUUCUCGGAGACUCUGCGGAUGGUUUAUCCUCACUGUUAAACUGUGUUUGGGAAAAUCUUGUUGGAAAACUCUUGUUGUUUUAAACAUAGGCUUGUAUAAGAAA